Molecule: messenger RNA, 1005 nt
Organism: Spea bombifrons (plains spadefoot toad)
Lineage: Eukaryota; Metazoa; Chordata; Amphibia; Anura; Pelobatidae
Gene: GPR12
Product: G protein-coupled receptor 12
Exons: 1
Coding region: 1-1005 (334 amino acids)
Biological process (GO): G protein-coupled receptor signaling pathway
Cellular component (GO): membrane
Molecular function (GO): G protein-coupled receptor activity
Source: RefSeq, a predicted model, not a curated record
AUGAGUGAAGAUCUGAAGGUUAACAUAAGCUGGCUGCCUCGGGAUCAUGUAGAUGCCAGCUCUCCGGAGAAUAUUUCCGCUGCGACCUCCUCCCCGAUUCCGGUUCUAGAGCCCCAGCCCCAGCUUCUAGUAAACCCUUGGGAUAUUGUUCUCUGUACGUCGGGAACCCUUAUCUCGUGCGAAAAUGCCAUCGUGGUACUUAUCAUCUUCCACAACGCCAGCCUCAGAGCCCCUAUGUUCCUCCUCAUUGGCAGCCUGGCCCUGGCAGACCUAUUGGCAGGUGUUGGAUUGAUCGUCAAUUUCAUCUUUGCGUAUCUCCUGCAGUCCGAAGCUGCCAAACUGGUCACGGUUGGACUCAUCGCUGCCUCUUUCUGUGCCUCUGUCUGCAGCUUGCUCGCUAUCACUGUCGAUCGCUACCUGUCCCUCUACUACGCUUUGACGUAUAACUCGGAAAGGACUGUCACCUUCACCUACGUCAUGCUCGUGUUUCUUUGGGGAGCCUCUACCUGCGUGGGACUCCUGCCUAUCAUGGGCUGGAAUUGCCUUAAGGACGAGUCGACGUGUAGCGUUAUCAGGCCUCUUACAAAGAACAACGCUGCAGCUCUCUCUGUUUCUUUCCUGCUUAUGUUCGCCUUAAUGUUGCAACUCUACAUCCAGAUCUGUAAAAUAGUCAUGAGGCAUGCACACCAAAUUGCUUUGCAGCACCAUUUCCUGGCUACGUCCCACUACGUCACCACGCGGAAAGGAGUCUCCACGUUGGCCAUUAUUUUGGGGACCUUUGCCGCUUGCUGGAUGCCUUUCACCCUGUAUUCUUUAAUAGCUGAUUACACGUAUCCUUCCAUAUACACGUAUGCCACGCUUCUUCCAGCGACGUACAACUCCAUCAUCAACCCUGUCAUUUACGCCUUCAGGAACCAAGAGAUUCAAAAAGCACUUUGGCUCAUCUGCUGCGGUUGUAUCCCACCCAGUGUGUCUCAGAGGGCAAGAUCGCCUAGUGAUGUCUGA